AUGAAAAAUAAAAUAUCUUUCAGAUUGGUGUCUCUAGCGUUUGCUGGAUCAAUUGGAAUGACCUUUGUUAUAUUGGCCUGUGCCUUACCUCAAUAUAAAUUAUGGUGGCCAUUCUUUGUUGUGUUAUUCUAUAUACUUUGCCCAAUACCAACCAUGAUAGCAAGACGCAGUAGCGAUAGUGCCGGUGGAAGCAAUUCACCAUGCAUGGAGGCUGCUAUUUUUAUCACUAUGGGCAUACUAGUCAGCUCCUUUGCUUUGCCAAUUGUUUUGGCUAGAGCAGACGUGAUCUUGUGGGGUGCAUGUUACCUAACACUGGCAGGCAACAUCAUUGUUUAUCUCACCAUCCUCGGUUUCUUCACGAUUUUCGAUAUGGAUGACUCGGAUUAUGCGAUGUGGUGA
This is a messenger RNA of Leptosia nina, 399 nucleotides long. The record is from the annotation of a GenBank genome assembly. Lineage: Eukaryota; Metazoa; Arthropoda; Insecta; Lepidoptera; Pieridae.